This is a messenger RNA of Helobdella robusta, 345 nucleotides long. RefSeq lists its product as hypothetical. Bases 1 to 345 code for a protein of 114 amino acids. The record is from RefSeq and is a predicted model, not a curated record. The transcript has 3 exons. NCBI's taxonomy places the organism in Eukaryota, Metazoa, Annelida, Clitellata, Rhynchobdellida, Glossiphoniidae.
AUGUGCAUGCUGUUUAGGUACGUUGGUUAUUGCUUCGUUGCGUGCAUAUGUCAUGUUGAUGUAAGGAACAAUCUAAUUGGCCUACAUUUGAAGGAGCGGGCGACCUGGCUGGACACGAGGAGUGCCUACACGAACCUCAUCAGAGAAUUGGUCAUUCCAUCUUCUUCAUUAUCUUCUUCUUCUUCCUCCUCGUCAACUGAUGGCGCACCGAGGGGACAGCAACUUGGAAGCAGCAGCGUGCGGGAGGUAAGCAGGGAGAAGAGUGGCCUGGUGAAGUCGUUGUGUCUAAAGCAGCUGAAGCCCAACCUCUAUCUACCAUUCAUUUGUCUCGAUAAUAAUUAUUAG